Molecule: messenger RNA, 876 nt
Organism: Aspergillus wentii DTO 134E9
Lineage: Eukaryota; Fungi; Ascomycota; Eurotiomycetes; Eurotiales; Aspergillaceae
Product: oxygenase MpaB family protein
Exons: 1
Coding region: 1-876 (291 amino acids)
Molecular function (GO): oxidoreductase activity
Source: RefSeq, a predicted model, not a curated record
AUGGACGAAAAAGACCAGAUCUCCCAAUCCUCUCAGGAACCCGCAUCGGACAAUGUCCCAUCAGACAAUGUCCCAUCUGGCAAUUCUCGUCUUGAUGCGCUGGAAAACCUCGAAAUCCUCCCUCAAAUCCUGCAAGAGGGCAUUCUGUUCGCAGGCUCAGGGACGGCCAUUCUCCUCCAAGCCGCCAUGCCCGGCAUCAAGCGCAGUGAGGGCGACCACCACAAGAACCUGGCGACAGAGCUAGGCGACAACCUGCAAGCCUUCAUGAGCUACAUCUCGUGCUUCGUGUUUGGCACCAAAGAGGAAAAGAAGACGCUCCUCAACCUGCUGCAGAGCCAUCAGCCUCCUCUCCGUGGCAGCGACAACUACGCUACCAACCCUGAGAUCCAGCUGUGGGUGGCUGCGACGCUCUACGCGACCGCUACCGACUUCUACCAGCGCAUCUACGGUCGUGUCAACUACCGUACGGCCGAAAAGGCCUACACCGAGUACGCUCUCCUCAUCGCCUGUCUGGGGAUGACACCGGGCACAUGGCCUGAAACCCGGCAGGCGUUUUGGACGUACUGGGAUGACCAGAUUGAGAAAUUGACCGUCGCGGCUGAUGCGCACCAGUUCGUCAAGGACCUGCUGCAUGAUAAAGCCAUGCCGACGUGGGUGCAGCUGAUGAAGCCGCUGCUGCACGUCGCGACGAUCGAGAUGCUCCCACCUCGAAUCCGCGAAGGAUACGGGCUGAAAUCGACAUUCAGCACGAGGCUAUUAUAUCGCACUUCGAUGGGAUUCUCGGUCGCGGCGUAUCCGGCACUGCCCAAGUCAGUGCGAUCGUAUGCGCUCAAGUAUUAUCUGGAGGAUUUGCGGAAGCAUAUGAACGUGGUUUAG